Diceros bicornis minor is the source of this 11877-nucleotide messenger RNA. It is a transcript of the gene NBEAL1, whose product is annotated as neurobeachin like 1. NCBI's taxonomy places the organism in Eukaryota, Metazoa, Chordata, Mammalia, Perissodactyla, Rhinocerotidae. The transcript has 56 exons. Gene Ontology annotation, biological process: intracellular protein localization. Gene Ontology annotation, molecular function: protein kinase binding. Gene Ontology annotation, cellular component: cytosol; membrane. The coding region runs from base 332 to 8500 and encodes 2722 amino acids. The record is from RefSeq and is a predicted model, not a curated record.
CUUCCUCGCUGCGAGGUGACACGGGGCUGCGGCUGGGCAGGGGGGCGAGGCAAGUGAGUUUGGCGUUGGCCUGGUGGCGGCGCGACCCCGGCGGGAGCGCGAUUUAUCUAAUUGCCCAACUACCACUGAUGAAGAUAAGUUGGAGUAACUGCUGAAACUGAGUUUUAUUGACCAGAAGACAGUCCGUUGUUUCACUUCUUUUUGUUUUCCCUACUGCUUUGAGCUUUACUGUAACGGCUGAAAAACUUGGAAAAUAAAAUGAACAUGCUGUGGUCUUGAACAUAACUUUUUUUUUUUGAGGAAAAAUUAAAGUGCCAGAGUGAAAGCCAGAAUGGCAUCCAGAGAGAGGCUCUUUGAACUUUGGAUGCUUUAUUGUACAAAGAAAGAUCCAGAUUACCUGAAGCUGUGGCUGGACAAUUUUGUUUCUAGCUAUGAACAAUUCUUAGAUGUUGACUUUGAAAAGCUGCCUACCAGGGUAGAUGAUGUGCCUCCAGGAAUAUCUCUGCUUCCUGAUAAUAUUCUGCAGGUUCUGAGGACCCAGCUUCUACAGUGUGUUCAGAAAAUGGCAGAUGGGUUAGAAGAACAACAACAAGCCUUGUCAAUUUUGCUUGUCAAGUUCUUCAUUAUUCUUUGCAGAAAUCUAUCUAAUGUGGAAGAAAUUGGAACUUGUUCGUAUAUUAAUCAUGUCAUCACUAUGACAACAUUCUAUAUUCAGCAAUUAAAAAGCAAAAAAAAAGAGAAGGAAUUGGCAGAUCAGACAUCUAUUGAAGAAUUUGUGAUCCAUGCAUUGGCAUUUUGUGAAAGUUUAUAUGAUCCGUAUCGGAAUUGGAGACAUAGAAUUUCAGGACGAAUCCUUAGUACUGUGGAAAAGAGCAGACAGAAAUAUAAACCAGCUUCUCUCACAGUGGAGUUCGUCCCUUUCUUUUAUCAGUGUUUUCAGGAGAGUGAACAUCUCAAGGAGAGUCUUAAGUGUUGCUUACUGCAUCUCUUUGGAGCCAUUGUAGCUGGUGGGCAGAGGAAUGCUUUGCAAGCAAUUUCUCCAGCCACCAUGGAAGUGCUUAUGAGAGUUUUGGCAGAUUGUGAUUCCUGGGAGGACGGAAAUCCUGAAGAAGUGGGUAGGAAGGUAGAACUUACUCUGAAGUGCCUUACAGAAGUGGUACAUCUCCUCCUCACCAGCAGCUCUGACCAGCGUCAAGUGGAAACCAGCACUCUCUUGGAGAACUAUUUUAAAUUGCUGAAUUCAGAUCAUUCAGCUUUACCUAAUCAAAGGAGGUCCAGACAGUGGGAAAGCCGGUUCAUAGCUCUGCAGAUCAAAAUGCUGAAUACUAUCACAGCCAUGUUAGACUGCACAGAUAGGCCUGUUCUUCAGGCCAUUUUUCUCAACAGUAACUGCUUUGAACAUCUCAUACGACUGCUACAGAACUGCAAGCUGUUUUUAAAUGCUAACAAUAAGGUGGCAGACAAGAGCGAGAAAGACCUUGCCAACAAAUUACUGACAGAAAGGAGUGAGGACCAGGUGUUUCAGGGACGAUUGGAUUGUUUGGCUGUAUCAACCAUUCAGGCUUUGACGGCAGUAAUGAACAAAUCUCCAGCUGCUAAGGAAGUAUUUAAAGAAAGAAUUGGUUAUACACAUAUGUUUGAAGUAUUAAAAUCCCUGGGUCAGCCAGCAGUGGAACUACUUAAAGAACUUAUGAAUAUGGCUGUAGAGGGUGACCACACUUCAGUUGGGAUUUUGGGCAUUAGUAAUGUCCAACCUCUCUUGCUUCUUAUCCAGUGGCUUCCAGAGCUAGAAUCCCAUGACCUGCAAAUCUUCAUCUCUGAUUGGCUGAAAAGAAUAUGUUGUAUUAAUAGGCAGAGUCGAACCACUUGUGUCAAUGCAAACAUGGGAAUUCGAAUCAUUGAAACCCUUGAUUCCCAUUCUUCCCUGCACCGAACUUGUGCUGAGAACUUGAUUGUACUCCAUGGUUCCUUGGGGAGUCAGUCAGUGAGCUCAGAAGAAAUCCGUCGACUGCUGAGAUUGCUGAGAGUGGAUGAAUCUGAGUGUAUUCACCCCUAUACCACUCCUGUAACUCGAGCAAUCCUGACAAUGGCCCGAAAACAAAGUCUGGAGAGUGCACUGCAGUAUUUUAAUUUGUCCCAUAGUAUGGCAGGAAUUUCUGUGCCUUCUAUACAGAAAUGGCCAGGGUCUGCCUUUUCUUUCAAUGCUUGGUUUUGCUUAGAUCAGGAUCAGUUGACUCCUGGCAGUGCUAACAAAGGAGGAAAAAGAAAACAAUUAUACAGCUUUUUUACAGCAAGUGGAAUGGGUUUUGAAGCUUUUAUUACCCAUUCAGGUACACUGGUUGUGGCAGUGUGCACGAAAAGAGAAUAUGCAACAGUUACGCUUCCUGACCACAGUUUCUGUGAUUCCCUCUGGCACAACAUAACCAUUGUUCACAUGCCUGGGAAAAGGCCUUUUGGUCAGAGUGUUGUCUUUAUCUACGACAAUGGACAGCAGAAGGUCUCUGCCCCUCUCAGAUUUCCUGCCAUGAAUGAACCUUUUGUUUCUUGCUGCAUUGGUUCAGCUGGGCAAAGAACCACCACUCCUCCACCAUCCCAAAUCCCAGAUCCACCUUUUUCUUCCCCCAUUACCCCUCACCGGACAUCAUUUGGUGGAAUUCUGUCAUCAGCCUCCUGGGGAGGAACAAUGGAAAAAUCAAAAUUGAUUACCAAAUUGAUAUCAGCUGGCACUCAAGACAGUGAAUGGGGAUGUCCCACAUCUCUGGAGGGUCAGCUAGGGUCUGUCAUCAUCUUCUAUGAAGCACUACAGCCUCCUCAGGUGAAGGCAUUGUAUUUAUCAGGUCCAAACUGUUUAAGCCCUUGGAAAUUUCCAGAGUCUGACAUGGCCGACCUGCCUGGUAACGUCCUUCUUCACUACACUGCAAAGGCCUGCAAAAAUUCAAUCUGUCUUGAUUUAUCUACUAAUAGUUUGCAUGGAAGGUUAACAGGAAACAAAGUAGUGAACUGGGACAUUAAGGACGUCAUAAACUGCAUAGGUGGAUUAAAUGUGCUCUUUCCUCUAUUGGAACAAAUCAGCCACUUCAGCGAAGGACAGAUUGCUGAAGGAGUGAAUGAAAGCACAGUUUCUGAGUUGAUAACACCUGUAGAAGGAGAUUGGGUGGUACUGACCUCCACGAAGGCGUCAGAGUCAAGACUAGAGAGAAAUUUAAUUGCAACAUUUAUCUUGAUUGUGAAACAUUUUAUUCAAAGACAUUCUAUUAACCAGGACAAUCUUAUUCACUCGCAUGGAGUUGCCACUCUUGGUGCCUUACUUCAGAAGGUGCCAAGCACCUUGAUGGAUGUUAAUGUAUUGAUGGCAAUUCAGUUACUAAUUGAACAGGUUUCAUUAGAGAAGAAUAUGCAGCUCCUGCAACAAAUGUAUCAGUAUUUACUCUUUGACUUCCGUAUUUGGAACCGUGGAGAUUUUCCCUUUAGAAUUGGUCAUAUACAGUAUCUUUCCACCAUCAUCAAAGACAGCAGGAGAGUUUUCCGAAAGAAGUAUGGUGUGCAGUUUCUCCUAGAUACGCUUAGGAUUUAUUAUGGGAGUGAUUGUAAAUAUAGUGAGCUGUCUCUAGAUGAUAUUCGAACAAUAAGGACUUCUUUGUAUGGACUAAUUAAAUAUUUUCUGUGCAAAGGUGGAACUCAUGAAGAGAUACAAAGUAUCAUGGGUUACAUAGCUGCUAUCAGUGAAGAAGAACAGCUCUUUGGAAUUUUGGAUAUACUCUUCAGUCUCCUACGUACCAGCCCAACUAGAGGUCAGCUUUUCUUACUGCUGUUUGAACCAGGCAAUGCUGACAUACUUUAUGCCUUGCUCUUAAAUCAAAAGUACUCUGACAGAUUAAGAGAAAUCGUUUUUAAGGUUAUGGAACAAAUGUUGAAAUGCACAAAUGUUUAUGAACGAAGUAAACAACGUAUUCGACUGAGAGAAGUCGGCUACUCAGGAUUGGGACUCCUUCUUAAUGAAGCACCUGUUAAUACCUCUCUCAUUAAAAACCUUACCAAUCAAAUCAUAAAUACAGAUCCUGCUAUUAAUUUCAAAGAUCUGUUAUCUGUGGUAUAUAUAUCUCACAGAGCACUCAUGAAUGUCAGAGUGGUCAUCUGCAGAAAGAUUUUACAGAUGUUACAGUCCCAGCCAGAUGCAGCACAUCAGAUAUCUCAACAAGUGGGUUGGCAAGACACUUUAGUUAGGCUUUUUUUAAAAGCACAUUUUGAAAAUGGAAAUACUCUUCGUAAGCACAAUAGGGCUGUUUCAGUGAAAGACAGUGAUAAAAAUAUAUCAGCUGAAGAUGUUAAGAGGAACUUCGAUGAAAAGACGGAUGAGGAAAAAAUCAACUCUUUUGCCUCCACUAAUGUGUCUUCAGAUCAGUGGAGUUUGGAGGAUAGACGCUCGCUGGACUCAAACACACCAUUAUUUCAAGAAGAUAGCUCUGUGGGAGAGUUGUCUUUCAAAUCAGAGAAUCCAGAAGAAUUCUGGCAUAAUAACCCUUCACACUUGAGUUUAGAUCUCAGUAGAAUUGACUCAUGUGAACUGAGUGACAGUGGAAGUCAGAUGCCAGACAGCCUGCCUAGCACACCAUCCCCAGUAGAGUCUCCUAAAUCAUUUUCUGUGCAGUCUGACAAAGAGAGCAGUAUCACAAGUGACAUGGGCUUUAGUGAUGACUUCUCUUCACUUGAAAGCCAAGAGGGAUGUGAGGAGGAGCUUCUUCGGUUACUGACAAACAUUUUGUGUUAUGUAAUGUGUAAAGGACUAGAGAAGUCGGAUGAUGAUACUUGGGUUGAGCGGGGACAAGUGUUUUCAGCACUAACUAAACUGGGAAUAUCCAGUGAGCUACUUCGACCAUCAGAUGAAAUAAAACUAAUUUUGCUACAGAAGAUGUUAGAAUGGGCAGUCACAGAAAACAGAGAAGCCAAAACUAAUCCAGUAACUGCUGAAAACGCCUUCCGACUCAUGCUGAUCACACAGGACUUUCUGCAGUCAGAGGGACUAGUUAAUUCAAACAUGUGGACGGAGAAGCUUUUAGAGAAUAUGACGCUGCUCUUCGAUGGUCUGUCAGUUUGGUAUUCUGCGAGUCCAGAGUGGGUAAAACUCUCUCAAAUUCAAAUCCAGUUGCUUCUUGGCUUCAUUGGAAGGGGUAAUUUGCAGGUUUGUGCAAUGGCAUCAGCUAAGCUAAACACCCUUCUUCACACCAAAGUGAUUGAAAAUCAGGAUGAAGCAUGUUACAUUUUAGGGAAGCUGGAACAUGUUCUAAGUCAGUCAAUCAAAGAACAGACCGAAAUCUACUCAUUUCUGAUUCCCCUUGUCCGUACCCUCGUUUCCAAAAUUUAUGAGCUUCUCUUCAUGAACUUGCACCUGCCUUCUUUACCUUUUACCAAUGGUAGCUCCUCAUUUUUUGAAGAUUUUCAAGAAUAUUGCAGUUCAAAUGAAUGGCAGGUUUACAUUGAAAAAUAUAUUGUACCUUACAUGAAGCAGUAUGAAACCCAUACAUUUUAUGAUGAUCGUGAGAACAUGGCACUUUAUUGGAAGGAUUGUUAUGAAGCCUUAAUGGUGAAUAUGCAUAAACGAGACCGGGAAGGAGGAGAAAGCAAGCUCAAGUUUCAGGAGUUUUUUGUGGAGCCAUUUAACAGAAAAGCACGCCAAGAGAACUUGAGGUAUAAUAAUAUGCUUAAACAACUUAGCAGUCAACAGUUAGCCAGUCUGAGACGCUGGAAGGCAAUACAGCUGUAUCUUACAUGUGAGAGGGGCCCUUGGGCUGAAAGGAAACAAAAUCCAAUUCACUGGAAACUAGCUAAUGUAGAAAAUUAUUCCCGCAUGAAACUUAAAUUGGUGCCGAAUUAUAACUUCAGAACCCAUGAGGAAGCUAGUGCUUUGAGAGAUAAUCUAGGUAUCCAACACUCACAGCCUUCCAGUGAUUCAUUGCUUUUGGAAGUAGUGAAACAAGUAAAAGUUAGUGAUAUGGAGGAAGAUAAAUUAGAUCUUCCUGAAGAGGAGAUAACAGCCAGAGUAAAUACUGAUGAGAAAGAAGAACAGGAUCAAAAAGAAAAAUUAGUAUUGUCAGAAGACUGUGAACUCAUUACAAUGAUUGACGUAAUUCCCGGCAGAUUAGAAAUCACUACUCAACACAUUUACUUCUAUGAUGGCGGCAUUGAAAAAGAAGAUGGAGUAGGCUUUGAUUUCAAGUGGCCUCAUUCUCAAGUUCGAGAGAUUCACCUGCGGCGUUACAACUUAAGGAGGUCAGCCCUUGAGAUCUUUCAUGUUGACCAAUCCAACUACUUUCUCAAUUUUAAAAAAGAGGUUAGAAAUAAAGUAUAUAGCAGACUGUUGUCACUUCAUUCUCCAAAUAGUUAUGGAACCAGAUCACCACAGGAGGCAUUCAAAGCUUCAGGAUUGACACAGAAAUGGGUAAACAGAGAGAUAUCAAAUUUUGACUACCUCAUUCAAAUAAAUACAAUGGCAGGACGAACCUAUAAUGACCUUGCGCAGUAUCCUGUGUUUCCCUGGAUUUUACAAGAUUAUACUUCAGAAGAGUUGGACCUUAAUAACCCAUCUGUAUUUCGAGAUCUUUCCAAACCAAUUGGGGUAGUUAAUGAUAAAAAUGCCAAAGCCAUGCGAGAAAAAUAUGAAAAUUUUGAGGAUCCUAUGGGAACUAUUGAUAAAUUUCAUUAUGGUACUCACUACUCAAAUUCUGCCGGGGUUAUGCACUAUCUAAUUCGUACAGAACCAUUCACCACCCUCCACAUCCAGCUUCAGAGUGGAAGGUUUGACUGUGCAGAUCGACAGUUCCAUUCCAUCCCUGCUACCUGGCAGGCUCUCAUGGACAAUCCAAAUGAUGUGAAGGAACUUAUUCCUGAAUUCUUCUAUUUCCCAGAAUUUUUGGAAAAUCAAAAUGAAUUUAACUUGGGUCGUCUACAAGUUUCCAAAGAACUAGUGAAUGAUGUCAUCCUCCCCAAAUGGGCUAAGUCAGCUGAAGAUUUCAUCUAUAAACAUAGGAAAGCUCUGGAGUCUGAAUUUGUUUCUGCUCAUCUUCAUGAAUGGAUAGAUCUGAUUUUUGGCUAUAAACAGAGGGGGCCAGCUGCAGUGGAGGCACUCAAUGUUUUCUAUUACUGUAGUUAUGAAGGAGCUGUGGAUCUGGAUGCCUUAACAGAUGAAAAGGAAAGAAAAGCCUUAGAAGGGAUGAUUAAUAAUUUUGGGCAAACACCGUGUCAACUGUUAAAGGAACCACACCCUCCUAGAUUAUCAGCAGAAGAAGCAGUGCAGAAGCAGACCAAAACAGACACCUCAACCCUAAACCUAUUUCAACACCUCUCUGAACUCAAGUCAUUUUUUAUAGAGGGAAUUAGUGAUGGUAUUCCACUAAUAAAGGCCAUUGUCCCCAAAAAUCAGUCUCGUUCUUUUAUGUCUCAAGGCAGUCCUGAAUUACUGAUAACAGUAAGCAUGAAUUAUGUAAUUGGAACCCAUGGAUGGCUGCCUUAUGACAGAAACAUUUCUAAUUACUUUACAUUCAUCAAGGAUCAAACUGUGACAAAUCCAAAAACUCAGCGUAGUAUGAAUGGUCCUUUUGCUCCAGGGCUGGAGAUCAAUUCUAAGCUAUUUAUAGUAUCACACGAUGCGAAGUUGCUUUUCAGUGCUGGACACUGGGAUAAUAGCAUUCAAGUGAUGUCACUUACAAAAGGCAAAAUUAUUUCACACAAUAUCAGACAUAUGGAUAUUGUGACUUGUUUAGCUACAGAUUACUGUGGAAUACAUUUGAUUUCUGGUUCCAGAGAUACGACGUGUAUGAUAUGGCAAAUAACACAGCAGGGAGGUGUUCCUGUGGGCUUAGCAUCUAAACCCUUUCAGAUUCUGUAUGGACACACCGAUGAAGUAUUGAGUGUUGGCAUCAGCACUGAGCUAGACAUGGCAGUGUCAGGAUCAAGGGAUGGCACUGUGAUUAUACAUACCAUUCAGAAAGGUCAGUACAUGAGGACUUUACGACCCCCUUGUGAGAGUUCUCUGCUCCUGACCAUUCCCCAUUUGGCUAUAUCUUGGGAAGGACAUGUUGUUAUCUAUUCCAGCAUUGAAGAAAAGACCACCCUCAAGGAUAAGAAUGCAUUGCAUCUGUUUUCUGUAAAUGGCAAGUAUCUAGGGUCUCAAGUCCUGAAGGAACAAGUAUCAGAUAUAUGUGUAAUUGGAGAACACAUUAUCACAGGCAGCUUACAAGGAUUCCUGUCCAUAAGAGAUCUCCACAGUUUGAAUCUCAGCAUCAACCCAUUAGCCAUGCGAUUGCCUAUCUACUGUGUUUGCGUAACCAAAGAAUACAGCCAUAUUCUUGUAGGAUUAGAAGAUGGCAAAUUGAUUGUAGUGGGUGUUGGCAAGCCAGCUGAGAUGCGUUCAGGUCAGCUUACUCGAAAAUUGUGGGGCUCUAGCAAGCGGCUGAGCCAGAUUUCAGCUGGAGAAACUGAAUAUAAUACUCAAGGUUCCAAGUGAUUGUUAUUUCCGUCUUCCGUCAUGGAUAUCUGAAACUUGAUUUACUGCUUUGUCACUUCAACCACAUCUCUCAACUAUCUGAACUGUGUCAGGGCUUUUAUCCCUGAAAAUCAUUUUGGGAUUACCAGAAUUUGGUAUGGUAUGUGUAUAAACACAUAGGUUGUAUUAUUAUCCACUUUAAAAUUUUCUGGUUAAUAUUAUUGAAUCCAAUUUUAUUAACUAAUUCUUGGUCUACACUAAGGUGGAUUUGAGAAAAUACAUUUGAUAGAUUUAGUAGUCCAUUCCUAAAGAUCAUUAGAUCUAUUUUCAAAAAGAAACGUCUAAAAAUGAAGAAUUUAGAUUCAAUUCGCUUAUUGUUCUGAACAACAAAGUUUAAGGUAUUCCUAAUAAAGGAGUAUAGAUAAUGGGACAGUUGAGAGAAAUGGCUUUUAAUUCAUUCUUCAGUUAAUCAUUUUCCUACUUACUUGACCAAUACAUUUAAAAAUACAUCAAUUUAUUUAUGGAACUCCUGAUAGGUGGUAAUACUUUAAAGGCAUCUGUUGCAUGCUUGGAUUUUCAAAACUCAGUAUAAAUUCCAGGUUUGCAUGAUAAGUUGAAAAUAAGACUUGAAAUUAAAACUGAGACAUUGGCUCAUUCCACUACUAAGCACAUUACUAAUGAGAAUUUACUAAAGUGUAUUAUUAUCCUUAAAUAAUAAAGGUUGAAUAAGAAUAAGAGAAACCAGAAAUACGUUUUGUAGAUGUAUUUCAUUAGUAGCAUAAUUAAGGUAAAAUGUUGAUUAUGAUUUUGACAAUUGGGUCCUUUAAGUAUCAUUUGCAGCACAAUUUAUGUCAGCAAAGUUCAAGAUUUCUUGGCUUUUUGUUUACUAAGCAAAUACUAGUUUUCCCCAGUAAUUAAAGAGUUAACAAUCAUACCCAAAUAUAUUACAUUUUUACCUGGGACUUCCGUGUAAUUGGUGUAUGAAUUUGGAAAGAUAUGCAUAACUUAAACUAGUCAUUUAGAUAUAGUAAUUUUUAAAAAUACACGUUUCUGUUUCAUGUUCUGUAUAACUUGUAGGGUUACAAUUUUAUUGUACAUAGCUAAACGUUAGAUUAUGCUUUACUAUUUAAGAUUUUAAAGAAAAAGGCUGAUAGAUUUUUUUUUUUGAUUUAUUUUUGAAUUCAAGGAGAUUGUUCAACUUAGUGCGUUAUUAUAAGGUCAUUUUUUGAGUUAGGUCAGAGAGCUUUUGCAACUGUGAGUGUCCUUAAUCUGAGAUUCCAUGGGUUUGAGGGAAUUUAUGAAUCCCCUGAAAUUGUGUGGAAAUUCUGUGUGUUAACUGCACUUUUUUUAGGAAUGAAUGGUUGUAUGGCUUUCUUAAAGGGGUCUGUGAUCAGGAGGAAAAAAAAUUUUUUUGCAAUAAUAGCUUCUUAAAAUAAUAAUAUUCAUUUUUUAGUCCACAAAUCAUAGAUUUCCUUACGUCGUCGUCUUCUCAAUUGACUCUUUGAGAAAUUUUCCCUCUGCAGUUCUUCUCUCUUGUUGCCCACAGUAUCUCGUAUCCUUUUUAUAAUCUUAUGACUGAGUAAAAAGUUUAUAAGAAGUAAAGGAUCCUGUUUAGGGAAGCUUUUUGAAUAGACUUGAUGUGUUUGAGUCAGGAUGAAUAACAAGUUAUAGAAGAAUUUUCUUUCCAAUUUUUAAAAUUCUCUAAUUCAGUAAAAACAGUUAAUGUUUUCGGUAAAUAACACUGAAACUAGUGCAGCAAGUGCAAAAUAGAACGUAUGUAAAUGUGAAGGUUUCCUUUUUGUGGACUUCAGAAAUUUGUGGUGAAAAUGUCUCAAAACAAGUCAAUAGAGAUAAUUAUGAUUUAUUGAGAUUAUUGCUUCUAUUAGCUUAUUUCAUUCUAUUUUCAUUUUUUAUUGUACAUUUUUUAGGAGGUUUCAAGUAAGCAGAACCAACAUGAUUGAUUUUUUUUAUUUUUUUAAAAACUUUCUAAAUCAAAACUUUGGAAAUGUUUCUUUUGCUUAUUUAUUCAGAGAUUUUGGUAUAAGGAUGCCUUUAUUUUUAAGGCCACUUAAUAUUUUGGAAAUUAUUUUGGAUGCUUAUAAGUUACAAAAAAAGUAACUUAGAUUAUCAGGGAAAAAUUCCUAAAUUUAUGGUGUUUGACUGCUAUUUUUUAGAUGAAAGAACUGAGCAAGCAGUAUUCAUUUUACAGCACAAAUAGGGAGAAGCUUUGUUCACAGUUAAAAUAGAUAUCCUGCGUAGUCUAACAGUAGAGGUUCAGAGCACGGAAUUAUUCCUUACAUUACUUUUUCCAAAAAGUAAAAACCAAAAAUGUAGAAUUUUCAGGAAAAUCUUUGAGAAUAGUAGCAACAAUCUAGAAGAAAAGAACUUAAAGUUUAUCUAUUAAAAUAAGCAAAUACAGUAGAACCAUUAGCCAAAUAAUAUAUUCCUCUUUUAAACAAUUUUGCCCACUGAAUUAAAAAUCACUAGAUAAAAUCACUGGAAAGAUAUACUUUGGGGAAUUCUAGUGUAUUUAGAUGUUAUCCAUAGAAAUUAUUUCUAUAUUGUAUAAUGGACAAAUUAACAGUAUCAUUAGAAUGGAACAACAGGUGGACAUUUCAGUUGAUGAAUGUAUCUCAACUUGGCUAUUAUAAAGUCUGUUGUCUUUGCAGAUAGAACUUUUCAUCUGCUUUUCUUUCCUGACAUUGGUGAUGAUGGAAAUAAAAAUCUCAGCAUCCUGGUGAUGGAGAGAGAUUUAUACUAAGAUAAUGAUUUUACUUUUAGAAUGUGAGGUCAAGUAUUAAAACAAUAAUAGCUCUGCUCACUUAGAGAAUAAAGAAGCUUUAUAAGAUUUUUUUCAACUCUUCCCAAUCAGUAUUCUGUCAUUACUUAGAUAAAAUUGGAGGAAAGAAGAAAAAAUAGAUAAGGGCAUGAAAAUUAGGAAAGUAUAUAAAAAUGAAGCUUGGCCAGUUGGUUUAAAGUCUUUUAAGCCUGUGAAGCUCAUGUCAGCUAUGAAUAGGUUUCUAUUUAUUAAUUUCCUUUAGGUCACAGUGCUUUUUUUAGAUCACAUCCUUUUGUAGAGAGAAGAUGCCAAGUAUUCAUUUGUCAUUAUCAAGGGAGAUCAGUGAGGCUUCCUUUUUUUCUCUAUUAAGGCAUAUAAAAAUUAUCCAUAAAGAACUGGUAUUGAAAAUUUUAUACUUCUGAAAGAAUAAGUCUGCCCUCAUAAUUAAUUAGAAUUUAGAUUUGGAAGUUGAAUCUUAACCUAAGAUUUUUUAUAUUUGCUUGAAUAGGAGUAGGCAGAGAAAAUUGUUGACUUGAAUACCAGAUUUUUAUUUAAUGAUGAUAGAGCCAUGGCCUUUGCCUUUAUAUAUUUUUUAUAUUGUUAUUACUAAAGAAAUCAC